AUGUAUUCUAUCAUACUCUGUGAGACAGGUGGCUCAAAAUCGAAGAGAUGGAGAGCACAAGAAACAACGGAUGCAGGAGACCCUCAAAAGGCGGGUGACGGCGGGGACCUGACCCGCGUCCCACAGCGUCGUCCCAUAGUUGUAGACCCGGCCAAACAGGUCUGUAAACGCCCCCGUAGAGAAAUGUUCGGUCGUCUAGUGCCGGUUUUACCUGCUCACCCGUUAAAUUGUUGUUCUUUGAGACUUGCCAGUUGGCUAAAGUUUUUUGCCGUUUUCGGUCCCAUUGGUUUUGGUCUUCUCGCCUUUCACUGAGUCCCUUUUCCUCGUUGUACCUGUACGUCUCUUCGUCGUGCGUGAGGUUAGACACGCUGCCUUGUCCUUCCGCACCCUACGACCUAUAGCAGUCUCUGUAAUGAUCGGACCUUGAUCCGCAGAAAGUAAGUCCGUAGAAGAUAGGCGGCAGCGUUUUCGUGAAGCAUGGCCUUGCAGGGGGUUUCUGGAAAGUGUUAACGAAAGUCUAGCCACUGGGACAAUAGGCGUGUUUUGUCCGUGUCUUUCCCAGGGGAUGGAAUUGCUACUCUUCACACAAUAGGCUAACGGCAAACGUGGGAAGAAAUGAAUGGUGUUCUACGUGUUGUGCCGGUCUUGAAUCCCGAGACAGGGGGGCUACAAAAACAGUGAGGAGCGGCUAACAGAGGAAGCUUGCACGGUGGAACGAAGCUUCACCAAACCGUCGGGGAAACCAGGGAAACGGCGAACAAGAGUUUGCUAGAUUCAUCUUCUAAUAUCAGUGUGCCUGAUUCCGCUUUUCGAUUUACUUUCUCUUAUGCUAGUUGUUGUUCGUCUUGCUCACCGUUCUUUGUGGAGGCCUCAUGCGCGCGUCUGUUUCAUUCUGUGUUUUUAGCAUUGCGCGUCUAUGUAGCUGCCGAAGCUCUCUGAUUUCUCCUUGUUUUUUCCUUGUCUUUUAAUCUCCCCCCCUCGUUUUCAGCUGGUGAGUUCGCUCGGAGUGAAGACUGCACAUGCGUGCACUUUCAUCGCUGUUAAGCCUCAUCUGGCAAGAUGGAUAGCACAGGCUGUUUCAGCGUAUAUUGGAAUCCGAUUCGUGGAUUCUGUACACGCUAACACUACGAAGGAGAGUACCAAAGUGCAAUGCCAUGAUGUUUGUACAGCUUGUAUAAAGAGGUGACUCUUGAGAAGCCCAACGGGUAUGUGUGUCUUCUCUAGAAUCUUCAGUCUGUAUCGUCACUCAUGUGUAUUGUCCAAUAAACACGGAGCAGACCGUAAGAAAAAAAAAACCAUAUUCAGCAACUAUCGCUCCGGUAGAGAAUACGACGCGCAAUUCCAGAGAGCGUUUUUAAUUUGUAAACUCUGAUAAUUGUAUAUACAUAUAUAUAAAGAGGAGGUGGAAGGUGACGGUAGUGAAACCUGUUCUAUCUAUUUCUUCGCCCUUUGUACUGUUAAUCUAGGAGGUAUGUUAUGCCACUGGAUUCGUUGUCAUAUGCUCGCAAUUUGUGUAGAGGCACAGUGAAGCGCGCAUGAAGCACGGGUACACCGAUAUGUUGGUAUUCUUAUCCUUUUGUUAUGGAAUUGUGUCCUCCGUGCAUAGGCAGGCAACAGUAAUUCGUGGCGCGUCUAUGUGUGUAUACAUGUAGGAGCAACUACUCCUGCACGCGCACUUGCAACCACACGUAUGUUCCUGCUGUGCAUGCGUCCUUUCGUGGGCGCGUAGGUACAUACGUUGAAGAGUCUGCCAAGUGCCGCACACACCAAGAAACAGUCACGCUCUCCAAGAAUCAUGUGUUGCCGUUGUUGUGUUUUCAUUCCUGGUGACGAUCCCUCGUUUCCAGCAAGUAAGGUCGCGCAAGAAAUUAUUUUCGGUGAGGUUCACCCUUAUUUUUUUCUGCGACGGUUAGCUGCUUACACGACUCAGUGGAAGCUGUGCACUGCCAGUGGUUCUGUCCCGAUUCAACGGGCUUUUGCUUUUUCCACCUAACCCCGGAAAAAAAUAUCACUGUGCCAGAGGAGAGUGUUUGAAACGCAACAGAUAAUAAACUGUGCUCGUGGGUACAAGUGGCAGUGCCGUCGAUCGUAUGGUGAAAGUGUUGUAUGAGUCAAAUGUACUGCAGGACGUUUAUUGCCACGGGCAAUCGUUCGACUGACUUUUGGUGGUUGCAACCGUCGUUUUGUCACCAGUGUCAUGUCUCUGUUGCUUGCUUCGUUCUUCUGUCGCUCGUCCCCAGCUGGUAAGUACCGUUCGUUUCCUGCGGCUCUAUUUCGUCUUUGGUCAAUAGUUUCACGGUAGCACCCGAAGUCUCGUUUGUCCUGUUUGGGGAGGCUGGAAAAAAAGGAGCAGGACGUCUAGAAACGGUGGCGUCUCACGAGGCCAUUCACUCGUGACAGGGAGGGCAGAGAAAGACAUGUUUGAGAACAGAAAGCAAGCACCCCGGGAGGAUCCGGUUCCUCCACGUGACUCACAGGAAACCGCGAGAUGUUGUGCGAGCCUUCUCUCUCAGAGUUUCCCGUUUCCGGUGAACGGAAAUCGAAUUCAUGUAUCCACCUUUGUGCGGCGCUAAAUUGGCACCAGCGACCAGACUUGGCGGUGCUCGCUCUUCUCUUUCAGCAAGUAUGUCCACGGAUUACAAGUCAUAUGGUUUUCGCUGAGCUUUUCCCCGUAUAUUGUGUCAAAGACUCGCCCGUCUCCGGUGCCUGCUGACGGUGAUGUCUUCACACGAGUUAUGUAGACGUCUUCUGGAUGUCUCCCACAGUACGUCGUCAAUCCAUCUUUUGGAUCGUCCAGUGGAGGCGCUCGUUAUCAUUGUGAGCUGGUAGCAGAGGAAAUCGUAGUACUUAGAGAUAGAUAAAAAAGUGUCACGCGUCACAGUCUGCUUGGUACAACGACUGUUAUUGUUUCGUCGUUCUGUUACACAGGUUGUAAGGUCUCAUCCAUCUUGUCAUAUGCUACCCCGAGGUUGUGACGAAACUGCGCAGUUCCGUCGCCUACCUUCUCGAACGAACAAACGAUCAUGUUGAUAGGACUUUCAGGUGUAUGUGUGAGCGCACCUAAGGUGGCCGAAGUGGUGUUUGAGUAGUCUUUUUACGGGCGGGACAUGCAAAGACUUCAAGACAUGUCAUGAACUGAUACGGUGCAUGUAGGCAUGGAGUCGCUGUUGUGUUCUGUAUGUUGCCUCGUAACUGUUGAAUGGGGAUCUGAUGCGGUGGCUUG
Molecule: messenger RNA, 3223 nt
Organism: Toxoplasma gondii ME49
Lineage: Eukaryota; Apicomplexa; Conoidasida; Eucoccidiorida; Sarcocystidae
Exons: 5
Coding region: 1-312 (103 amino acids)
Source: RefSeq, a predicted model, not a curated record